Molecule: messenger RNA, 2562 nt
Organism: Gloeophyllum trabeum ATCC 11539
Lineage: Eukaryota; Fungi; Basidiomycota; Agaricomycetes; Gloeophyllales; Gloeophyllaceae
Exons: 6
Coding region: 1-2562 (853 amino acids)
Biological process (GO): regulation of DNA-templated transcription; phosphorelay signal transduction system
Molecular function (GO): DNA-binding transcription factor activity; sequence-specific DNA binding
Source: RefSeq, a predicted model, not a curated record
AUGGAUCAAUCUGGCCAUUAUAUUCCUCACCGCCAGCCCCAGCUCUUCCAGCCACCCGUCCAACUCCCGCCCCCCUCCCAGCUCCACCUCCCGAUGCCCUUUUCGCGCUCAAAUACCCUCCCGCCCAACACCCUCCCGCCCAUCCCCACCAUCCCCGCCAACCCCCGCUUCUCCACCUCCUCCGGCUACCAGCUGUCCCCGAGCGCGUCGGCAACGCUGCCGCCGCUCCCGUCCGCGUCGUCCUGGUCGUCCCACCGCAUGUCCAGCUCGCGCGACGAGGUCUAUGCGCCCUCGCACCAUCACAGCGAGCAGCGACAAGACUCGGUCAAGCGCGAGGCGCGCGACCACCCGCCCCAGCCCCAGCACGACCACAAGGAGACGACCGAGGACGGCAUGCCGACGACGUCCGACUUUGUCAAGAAGUUGUACAAGAUGCUCGAGGACGCCUCGUUCUCGAAUAUCGUCUCGUGGGGUCCCGCUGGCGACUGUUUCGUCGUCAAGGACAUGAACGAAUUCACGAAGUCCGUACUCCCCCGACUAUUCAAGCACUCCAAUUUUGCCAGUUUCGUGCGCCAACUGAACAAGUAUGACUUUCACAAGGUCAAAAACACAGAUGACAAUCAGUUCGGUGAACAGAGUUGGACAUUCCGCCAUCCCGACUUUCACGCCUCCCGCCCCGAAUCCCUCGAAAACAUCAAGCGCAAAGUCCCCGCGCAACGCAAAUCGACCAACUCGACCGGCCGGCUAUCCGACCACAACGUCUCGCCCGCGCCGAACUCCGCAGGUUGCGGCGCACCCGAGUGCGGACGCGCGAUGGAAAGCCUGCAACUGCAGAUCGAUCGCCUCGUCCGCCAGCAAGACGAGAUGGUAGCACACGUUCGCAACCUCGAGGGGAACUACCAGAACGUCCUCGGCGAGAUGGUCAAUUUCCAGCGAACCAUGGCGCAGCAGGACGGGUUGAUGCAGAAUCUCAUUCAAUACUUCUUGCAGCUCGAAAAUGCCAAACUGAAAGACGCUGCAAAUCAGAAUAACGACUCCAGCAACAAUGGCGGAACCGGAAAUGCUGCCGCCAGCACGUCCCUCGCCGAAACGAACCCGUUCCUCCCCGCGCAGGAAGCGCAGAGGAUGAUGGGCGCGUACCCGGAGAACGACGUCGCGCGGGCCUCGCUGGUCCAGAUGAACGAGAUCUCUCGACGCGCCGAGGUCGCGGGGAUGUCGUUCGCGCCCAACGGCGCCCAGGCCCCGCCCAGCCAGCCACCGCCACCGCAGGACCCAGACCUCCAGCAGCGGCCCAUGAGCCGGCAGGACAUGCUCAGCCGCAUCGAGGAGCUCUCGCGCUCCGCGGGGCCCGGCCCGUCGUCGCUCGGGCAGAUGCAGCAGGCCCAGCAGGAGGUCGCCGCCGCCGCCGCCGCCGCCGAGGCAGAGGCGGAGGACGCGGUGGUGAUGCCCGACGGGCAGUACAUGCCCGAGGCGCCGCCCGCGCCCGCGGCGGAGGAGAGCGCGGUCGCGGAGGCGGCGGGCUCGAGCCACCAGGGCCUGCAGGUGUUCACGCUGGGGCACCUCAUGCCCAAGAGCGGCGUCGACGACGCGAACGGGAACUGGAGCUUCGACCCGAACUGCCUCGGCCCGCUCGGCUCGAUGUUCAUGGCGGGCGCGCCGGCGCCGCCCGCGGACGAGCAGCAGCAGCAGCAGAGCCCGCAGCAGCAGGAGGCGUAUGCGAUGCCGCAGCCGACGAAUGCGGCGGCGGCGGCGGCGGAGGCGUCGGGGAGUAUGGGCUUGAGCUUGAGUACGGGCGACGUGGGCGCGCGUCCGAGUAGCGUGCAGAAGUUGAGGGUGCGGCGGUCGACGUAUGUUCCUGGGUGGGCGGUCCCGCCCAGGGUACUCCUCGUCGAGGACGACGCCGUCAGCAGGAAGCUGUCCAGCAAGUUCUUGCAGGUGUUUGGCUGCAACUUUGAUGUUGCCGUCGAUGGUGUCGGCGCUGUCAACAAGAUGAACUUGGAGAAGUAUGACUUGGUGCUCAUGGACAUUGUCAUGCCGAAGCUCGAUGGUGUCUCGGCGACGUCGCUCAUCCGACAGUUCGACCAUAUGACGCCCAUCAUCUCGAUGACGAGCAACUCGAAGCCGAACGAGAUCAUGACCUACUACUCCUCCGGCAUGAACGACAUUCUUCCCAAGCCCUUCAGCAAGCAGGGCCUGCUCGACAUGCUGGAGAAGCACCUCAUGCACCUCAAGGUCAUCCAGCAGAUGUCGCGCAUCCCGCGCUCGGUGGGUAUCCCGCCGCUGUCGGACCCGUCCUUCGACCAGGCGCUCGCGAUGCAGGCGAACAGCAUGUUUCAGCCGGGCCAGAUGGCGGACGAGGACGGCAAGAUCAACCCGCUCGCGGGGAUGGGCCUCACGGACGAGCAGUACGCCAUGAUCCUCCAGAGCAUGGUCAACGGCGAGUCUUUCCCUGGCAUACCGGCGUUUGCGUCUGGCAGCGGCUCCGGCUCGGAGAAGCGCGGCCUGGACGAGGAGACCGACGGGCGGGAUCCCAAGAGGUCGCGGUUCGAAGUUGUGGAGUAG